Messenger RNA from Myotis daubentonii (Daubenton's bat), 4992 nucleotides. RefSeq names its product general transcription factor IIF subunit 2 (gene GTF2F2). Gene Ontology annotation, cellular component: transcription factor TFIIF complex. Gene Ontology annotation, biological process: transcription initiation at RNA polymerase II promoter; transcription by RNA polymerase II. Lineage: Eukaryota; Metazoa; Chordata; Mammalia; Chiroptera; Vespertilionidae. The record is from RefSeq and is a predicted model, not a curated record.
CGCAGUUCCGGGCUCCCAGCGGCGGGGUCCUCUUUCCCGGGGUUUCCACCUUCCUGGCAGCGGGGCGCCGAGGCGUCGGCUUCUCUCCGCGGCUCGCGUCGUGCUCCGGACACUCGCCCCCAGCACCCAGCCCCCAGCCCCCAGCACCCAGCCCCCAGCCCCCGAGCCCUGCUGUGGGUCGCACUCCUCUUCCGGCAACACACCCAUGGCGGAGCGUGGGGAACUCGACCUGACCGGCGCCAAGCAGAACACCGGAGUGUGGCUGGUUAAGGUUCCUAAAUAUUUGUCACAGCAGUGGGCUAAAGCCCCUGGAAGAGGUGAAGUCGGGAAACUGCGGAUUGCUAAGAAUCAAGGAAGGACUGAGGUGUCAUUUACUUUGAAUGAGGAUCUUGCAAAUAUUCAUGAUAUUGGUGGAAAACCAGCUUCAGUCAGCGCUCCUAGAGAACAUCCAUUUGUCUUGCAAAGUGUUGGAGGACAAACAUUAACAGUAUUUACUGAGAGCUCUUCAGAUAAGCUUUCAUUGGAAGGAAUAGUGGUACAAAGAGCUGAAUGCCGACCUGCUGCAAGUGAAAACUACAUGAGAUUAAAGAGACUGCAAAUAGAAGAAUCUUCUAAACCUGUACGGCUAUCACAACAACUGGACAAAGUUGUGACAACCAAUUACAAACCUGUUGCCAAUCAUCAAUACAAUAUUGAAUAUGAAAGGAAAAAGAAAGAAGAUGGAAAACGAGCUCGAGCUGAUAAACAGUAUGUCUUAGACAUGCUGUUUUCGGCUUUUGAGAAACAUCAGUAUUAUAAUCUUAAGGACCUGGUGGACAUCACAAAACAGCCUGUGGUGUACCUGAAGGAAAUCUUAAAAGAAAUUGGUAUUCAGAAUGUAAAAGGGAUCCACAAAAACACAUGGGAGCUGAAGCCAGAGUAUAGACAUUAUCAAGGAGAAGAAAAGAGUGAUUAAGAAGACUCCAAGCCAGCAUGCUAACAGAACAACUAAGGGUGAUGUGUUAAGCAUACGGCAUUGAUACUUGAACUUGAGCACCAUGUGUUAUAGGGGCAAAAUGACUGAAACUUUAAUUUCUCUAGGUAAAUUUCUUAAACAAUAAUUCUUGAAAAAUUACUGAAGUGAUUUUUUUUGUGUGUUGUGUUUUUUUUUGGUUUUUUUUUUUGAGGAGAAAUAACAAACUUAUUUAUAGACUUAACUUGUAUUAAACUAGAUUAUUCCUGAUGGGGUUAGGAGUUGGGGUUAAGAGGUUCUGUAAUUAAAGCAAAUCAAGGAAAUAACUAUCCAUUGAGAUAAAUAUUUUUCUGUAUUAUUCGUUUUCUUAACAGAACACUAGAAUGCUGAGAUUGAGUACCACUGUACUAGGAAAAUUUUUAUCCUUGCAUCCCCUUUGUAAAGUAAAAUUCUGAUUAAGGAAAAUGGUCUUAUUUCCUACUCUGCCUCCAGUUGUCUUAUCCUGCAUUGUUCUAGUGCAGGAACCAAAUCUUGUUUCACCAUUGCCCUCCAGUUCCUAAUUAUUUGAGGCUGAGUGUCAAGAAGCAGAUAGAUAAUGGUGUGAUAAAUCUGUAUACAACUGAUAAUUCUGGAUGCCUGUCAUGCUUGUUUUGUAGCACAUAUCUUCCCCCAAACCCUGUCUUUUUAUGUGUAGACUGCCCUGAAACACCUGGGUCGUCUACCCCUGCCUUUUGUUUUUGUGGUGACAGUGUCUGCCAGAUGCAGUGUUCCCAGCAGAGCUGUAUGUCAUUUGAAGUUAUGCUUUGGUAUUUCUUCAAACCUGGUUUUUUCAGGUUAAUUGUAGUUACCUUUUACCUCAUCACACUAUCUGCUUGAGUUUUUUAAAUACUUAGAGUUUCUUAAACACUUGUUACCUUUUCUAUAGGAUAGCUAAUCUCUGUGGUAGACUGGUGUCAUUCCUGAUUAAUUUUUUGGAAUUGCUUUCUCAUUCAAUACUAAAAUAUGGCUGUUGGUCAUGGAAGAGACUCCCUUCGACCUGGGUUUCCACGUUCUUUUAUUUCAGGACUCUCUAGCUCUGAUAAACAUGCUUUUGACCAGUGUGAGAUUGAGAGGAAGGCUGAUAUACAUCUGGCAAGAUGUCACAUCGUGAGGGCAGGAAGGCCAUAUUUAAUAGAUGAGAUUGUUAAACUCAGCCAGUACACAGGAUGUUUUAAUCCUACCAGACCUGAGGCCCUGAACCUAACUGUCCCCUAUACCUGGGUUCCUGAGCAUUAAAGAGAAAAAACCAACAUGAUAUAGAAAAAUGUUAGUUACAUGCAAACAAGUGGUUAGAAUAAGAUGGAACUUGGAGACAUUGUAGAAAAUAGGUCUACCUUUCAUCUACCUUUCAUCUAGCGCCAAUAUUCCUUCCACCUUUGUGUGAAAAUUACCGAAAAAUCGGUUUAGCGGUCUGGUAGGGUUAAUUGUCAAAAUGUAUGUAAUAAGAUUAUGGUUGCUGGGCAAUGGCAAGAUUUGAAAUUACAUGUUGCCACAGUAACUUCUAAAGAGAUAAAUCUUGCCCUAACUGGUUUGGCUCAGUGGAUAGAGCGUCGGCCUGCGGACUGAAGGGUCCCAGGUUCAAUUCCGGUCAAGGGCAUGUACCUUGGUUGUGGGCACAUACCCAUUAAGGAAUGUGCAGGAGGCAGCUGAUCGAUGUUUCUCUCUCAUUGAUGUUUCUAUAACUCCCUAUCCCUCUCCCUUCCUCUCUGUAAAAAAUCAAUAAAAUAUAUUUUUUAAAAAAUAAAAUAAAAUAAAGAGAUAAAUCCUAAAAAAUAAAAAAAAAGGUUUGCUCUAUUGUAUCACAAGCAGGCCGUGUGGAUUUCAGCAGAGUUGCAGUUGUUCCUUAUGGUCUGUGAACAAAUUUUCUCUGAAGCAUAUUUUGUUCAUUGUUGAUACAUAUCAGUGAAAUGAGAGGAAACAUUUUUCAGGUCCUUAUGUGCCUGAUAGUGUGUUAAAUGCUCUAAAAUAUCUCAUUGAAUCCUUAGAAAUAGUGCUGAGAGAUAAUGUCCAUUUUAUAGAACCUUUUCCUACCCAGCAUACAUACCUUCAUAAGUACUGAAAGAAUCCUGCCCUUGAGGCAAAGCGAGUGCCAGGGUGUACUUUCCCAGAAUCCGCCCCCGCCCUAACACCCCAGUCUCACCUCCAAACCAGGAAAGUGGUGCAGACAGAGUUGUGAGGGAGAGGGAGUAUGGCAUCCCUACUUGAAUUCAGACAUCUAAAUGUCCCUACCCACCAGACGAAGACUAACCUUUUAAAGUCAAGAUCCUUUUGCUAAAGUUUUAAUUCCUAUCAUGCUUCAAGUACCCAGGUGGGGUGUGUGACUUUAUUAGACACCCCCAUAGGACUUACGGAGCCCAGGGGCAGGUGGCAGGGGGGUGGGGCACUGAGCUGAAGGGAACUGCCUUAUGUUCAGCCUUCACUUGCUGCAGACACCCUUUUCGUCUCAAUACAUUGGCCAUCUUCCCUCUCAUUUGUAUAAGAGUCCAGGAUAAGCUGCUUCUCUUCUUUUUUUAAAAAAAAAUAUUUUUUUUAUUGAUUUCAGAGAGUAAAGGAGAGGGAGAGAGAGAUAGAAACAUCAGUGAUGAGAGAGAACCAUCGAUCAGCUGCCUCCUGCACGCCCCCACUGGGGAUCGAGCCCUCAACUCAGGCAUGUGCCCCUGACCGGGAUCGAACCUGGGACCCUUCAGUCCGCAGGCCAACACUCUAUCCACUGAGCCAAACCAGCCAGGGCUGCUUCUCUUCUUUAUGGUGUUUUCUUUUUGACAUUUGUCCAGAGCAGGUUCCUGAGCCUAAUAUCAUUUUAAUGUAAUGUGCAAGAGAAAGUAUCAGAGAUCGCUUCUGAACCUGAUUUUCUUCACAUAUUCCCAUUCAUUCUUCCUACUUUCCUUUGAGCAGGUGCCACCAUCCACAAUAGUAUGAUGUAACAUCUGACAGACAAGCAAUAAAAGUCUUCAAUAGUUUAUUAUAAAAAAAAUCACAGCUUUAUCCUGCCAGUGUGGCUCGGUUGGGUGUUGUCCUUUGCACCACAAGGUUGCAGGUUGGAUAUCCUGGUCAGGGCACUUGCCUGGGUUGUGGGCUCAAUCCUCCCUAGGGCCAUGCAGGAGGCAGCUGAUCAGUGUUAUGUUGUCACAUAGAUCUUUCUCUCUCCUUCUACCUUCCUCUCUCUCUCUAAAAAAAAAAAUCAAUAAACUAUUCUGUAAAAAAAAAUAGAAACGAACAGCUUUUGUUAGAAAUUGAUAUUGUUAGAAAUCAUCUAAACUUUUUAGUUGCUUUAUCUUACAGUUUAGAGUAGAUUUUGUAAAGUCACUUAGUCUUAAAUUUUAGGGUUUUAAAGAAUGAUUUUCCUAAAAUAUAUCAUAUUUUUAAAUGUUGAAAUUUGUAUUUAUAAGAUCUUAAAAACAUACAAGUUUUUUAUUGUUUUGUGGAAAUGUAAGUACACCAAAAGCAUAUGUUGCUGGACCAAAAACUUUAAUCUGGCAUGGUCAUGGAACAUGGUGGCUGUUAAUUAGGCAAUUAUUUAUUGGCCAUGAAUAUAUUCCAGGCACAGUGGAUAUAAAAGUAUUACGCAUAAGAGGUGUUCACAGUAGUGAGAACUACAAAAGGUAGACAGGGAACAAUACGUGAGGGUAAUAAAGUAUGAACUAAGUGUUGCAAUCAAUCAAAAUAUUCCAGUUAAUUCAUCAUGGCCAUUUAGACUCUACAUGGAUUUCCAAAUUUUAAAGCAUUUGAAUAUAGUAAUAUAUACUUAAUUUUAAAUCUUGCUUGAAUAAUUUAUCAAUAAUUAUUCAUUGAUAAUUUAUAAGCACAAAAGGAUUUAUAUAAUGUCUAGGAAUCAUUAUUAUGAAUUUAUAUAGUGGCUGUCUUUAAUACAUUGGUCUCAUUAAUAGAAUGCCAAAUUUUGAGUUUAUUGUGCUUGUCCUCUUGACAUUGAAGCCUUACUUCUGAUUGCCAUUCUAGUUUCUCUCCUUGAAUAAAAGCCUAUGAAACACUUUGGCCAUUCA